Messenger RNA from Pocillopora damicornis (cauliflower coral), 2827 nucleotides. Its product is annotated as sodium/mannose cotransporter SLC5A10. Lineage: Eukaryota; Metazoa; Cnidaria; Anthozoa; Scleractinia; Pocilloporidae. Gene Ontology annotation, molecular function: D-glucose:sodium symporter activity. Gene Ontology annotation, biological process: transmembrane transport. Gene Ontology annotation, cellular component: plasma membrane. The record is from RefSeq and is a predicted model, not a curated record.
CACGGGCCGUACGUAAUUAACGGAAAUUUCAUCAGGAAGCUGUUACCUCGCCGAAAUCUCCUCAAGUUUCUGAAGUACGAUUUGAAAGGUUCAAAGGGCAAAAAUUUGCAAUCAAGACAGCCGAGGUUAGCUGCUAUUUUUUAACAAAUUGAGUUGUUGCAACGUGGAACUUUGGCGCCCCUCCGUUUUGAUCCCUGAAAGACAAUAAACAUGACGUUGGAUGCUGAAGACCAAAAGCGCCUGAAGGUCGCUGACUGGAUCAUCAUCGCGAUCUAUUUUAUAGCCUGCAUGAUCGUGGGACUGUGGUCUAAGUUCCGAAAACAGAGAGGCAGAAAUGAAACUGCCGAAACAUAUUUUUUGGCGGGAAGAUCUGUGAUGUGGUGGGCGGUGGGGCCCAGCCUUUUUGCCAGUAACAUUGGCAGUGAGCACUUUGUCGGAUUGGCCGGUUCUGGAGCAGCAACAGGGAUUGGUGUUGUGUCAUAUGAAUGGCAGGCCUGCUGGGUUUUGCUGCUUCUUGGAUGGGUUUUCCUGCCAAUUUACCUGCGAUCAAGGGUGUUUACCAUGCCUGAAUUUCUGCAAAAAAGGUUUCAGAGCCAGUGGAUUAGAACAUACCUUACUGUGGUGGCUUUGUUCUCAUAUGUCUUCACAAAGUUUUCGGUUGACAUUUAUGCUGGUAGUUUGUUUCUGUAUGAAGCAAUUGGCUGGAAUAUUUAUAUCUCUGCUGCUGUGACCUUGGCAAUAACGGCUGUCUACACUGUCCUGGGUGGUUUGACUGCUGUAAUCUUCACUGACGUUCUCCAGUGUACCAUCAUGAUUUUGGGAGCCAUUGUACUGGCAAUAUUAAGCUUUGUGAAAGUUGGAGGAUACAAUGGUCUUUGGGAAAAGUUCGGAAGUGCCCAGGGUAGUCCUUAUGCAACUACUGUUGUACCCACCACAAUGGCAGUCAAUAUGACAAACAUGACGAACAUGAUGCUGGCGAACAUGACGACUGCUAUGCCAACCACUGGACCUGACCUAAGCGGGUGCUUCAAAUUGACUCCUUACUGGGCAAACAUGUUCCGUCCAAUAGAUGACCCUGACUAUCCAUGGCUUGGAUUGUGGACCACUCUUCCUAUUAUGGGAGUCUGGUAUUGGUGUACAGAUCAGGUGAUUGUUCAGCGUACCUUGGGAGCUAAGAACAACAUUCAGGCCAAGGCAGGUUCCAUUUUUGCUGGCUUUCUGAAGAUCCUGCCCAUCUUCAUAAUGGUGAUGCCAGGAAUGAUCAGCCGCGUCCUCUACCCUGACUCCAUUGGUUGUGCGGAUCCCGUCAGCUGUAAAUUUCAUUGCGAUAAUGAGUGGGGCUGCUCUAACAAUGCCUAUCCCAAACUGGUUCUUAAUGUUCUUCCCACUGGAUUGGUUGGCCUGAUGAUGGCAGUGAUGAUGGCAGCACUGAUGUCUUCUCUUUCCUCUGCUUUUAACAGCAGUGCCACCAUCUUUACUGUGGAUGUGUGGCUCCGCUUCAGGCCAAUGGCCACAGAAAGAGAAAAAGUCAUUGUUGGCCGGGUGGUUGUUGCCCUCCUUGUGGUUGUCAGUUUAUGUUGGUUGCCAAUCAUUCAAGGUGCUGCAGGGAAACAGCUUUUUGUUUACAUUCAGACAAUCCAAUCCUACCUUGCCCCACCAAUUACUAUGGUGUUUGGGUUGGGUAUCCUGUGGACAGGUCUGACAGCAGCAGGAGCGCUGUCAGGCUUGGUGAUUGGGUUCUUGCUGGGAAUGGCCAAGUUUAUUGCUGGUAAUAUUUGGUCAGAUCCUAAGUGUGGUGAAGAAGAUACACGACCUGGAUUUGCUAAAAUGCAUUUCAUGUUUUAUGCCAUCAUUAUUUUUGGAGUGAGUGGCUUUAUCAUGGUUGUGGUGAGUUUGUUCACAAAGAAGAUCCCACGAGACGAGCUUGGUGGCCUGACUUGGCCAACAAUCAAUGAGCCUCCCAUCUCAUUUGGAUCCAUUGGCGAAGCAGAUGAAGCUGAGAAGGUGGAAAUUGGUGGUGUGACUGGUACCGAAAAAGUCGAGCUUUUGGAAAAGAAUGGCCAUCUAAGUCCAACAACUCGUGUGGAAACUUCUUUCGACGCUGAUGGAGAAGUUACCAAAAUCGAGGAAAAGAAUGCUGUUCCACCCAAGCCGAAUGUGAAUGGCGAGACUAUGGCACUGGAAGAUGCAACAGGCGAGAAAAUCAAACUGAGUGUAGUCCAGUUUGUCGAGGAAGAUCCUGCUCUGAAGUGGUUUUUACGAAUCAUGACUGUCCUGUUACUGGUUUGUCUAGUUUUCCUGUGGGUGUACUUUCGCUAAGCGACAUGUACAGUAUAAUUUGUCGAUCCUCGCAUAUAGUGUGAUGUAAAGAUAUGCUAAGGUGCGGUGAUCAUAUUAAUAGGUUGUGCAUCACCAUGUACAUCAUGUAUAUCCUCAUAUAAUCUCAUGCUGGUUGAUAAGUACCUAAAUAUGUACGUGAGGGUCGAGAAACCGACCGCAAAUAUUUUAAUGUUUGUGCAAUAAGAGGUGUAAUGGUAUUUGUGUUGUCUCCCUGAUAGAAGAGAGAUGUGUUGGAAACGGUGAAAUCUUUGAUUAAUUUUGUGGUGUAGACUAUUUUUCCUUUAAUAUAGUAAGGGUAUAGUCCUGCAGAUUUUCAAAGCCAACCGGAACGUUCAUUUAAUUAUGAUGGUGAAGACAUUGAUCUGGAAACCAAACCAAAUUUAACGACACUCAUCGUUGUGGUCAUCGUCAUCAUUAUCAUUAUCAUCAUCAUCAUCACAAACAACAACAAAUAUAUUAAAUGGAAUUACAACAGUAAUCAAGAGAA